AUGUCACGAGCUCGAUUCUACUUCCUCGGCGCCCGGAAUGGCGUUGUUCAUAUCCAAAGGCUAGCCCGUGGAAUGUUAGAUAGGCGCAGCUACGAACAAGUGCGCAUUGCGGUGGUCUUGAUGCAGAAAGCCUAUCGCAGCAGGAAGAGCAAUCUAGCAUUCGUGCAGCAACGGUCGGCUUUACUCGCAAUCCAUCGGUGUGAGAGAAAUUGGAUUGGACUUGGCCGACGGAAACGCCUUCGAAAUGCCGCUGCUGCUCAAAUCCAGAAGCGGUGGAGAUCAUGGACAUACCUGCGUGCCCGAGUUUUCGUGAAACGAAAAGCCAUCAUUGUCCAAUCUGCUAUUAGGGCGUUCUUAGCAAGAAGGGCGGCUGACCAACGAAGGAAGGCUGUUGCAUCUAUUCAAGCCUGCUUGCGGCGGUAUUCUUUGAAGAGGCGUCAAGCUUGUCGCGAGGCUUCAGCUUCAGUGAUAAUACAAAAGGCUUGGUCAGAAUGGGCGAAGCGCAGGAUUCGGUCCGCGACAGCUAUUCAGAAACCAGUUCGUAUCUUCCUUGGUCGCUCGUUGGUCCGACGGAAUGUCAUUGCUGCAAUCGUUGUGCAAUCGGCUUUUAGGAUGUGGUCUCAACAACGACGACUUUCUGCUUCCAGACAAGCUGCAUUGAUGAUCCAACGAGUCACGAAAGGAUUCAGCGUCAGGAACCGAAGGAGGCUAGUGCAGGGAUCAAUUGUCCUGUUGGAAUCCUCGAUUCGAGGGUGGCUGUUGAGGGUCAAGCUGCGGCAUGAAGCAUCCGCUGCAGUUGUAGUCCAAAGCACAUGGCGAACACACUCGCACCGCGUUCGGUAUCAAAACAUACAGAGAGCCUUGGUUGUGCUUCUGCGCUUUGGCAGACACAUCUUAUUGCGAAACGAGCUCCAUGACCAAUCAUCAACCGAUGGCAGGUUGCACUUGGAAAAUCAGAUCCUGCCUCGUCGAAUUCAAAGUAUGUUUCGAGGCCACCGAAUCCGACGUGAUCUUCGAAGGCGGCAAGUCGCCGCUGUAGCAUUGCAAUGCUGGUGGAGAGCCUGCAUGGAGAUGAAGCGAAAACACCAAAAAGAAGCUUUGUUUGCACUGGUCAGGCUUCAGAAUCUCUGGCGGUCCUACGAUGCUAGGAGAGCGUAUUACUACGUUAUCAUAUGUGCAUUGAGGAUCCAAAGUCAAGUUAGAGGGUACAUGGUCCGGCGGGAAGGCCAGCUUCUAGUAGGGAAAAAAGCUGCCCGUCUUAUCCAAGCCAAUGUUCGAAGGUGGCUUGCCAGGAAUCAGGUUCUCUGUCAGUUCCGUUGCGCGAUGGUUCUCCAGUCUUUGGUACGAAGAUCUUCUGCCAUUGCUCUAGCAGAUGCUAUGCAAAAGAGCAUCAUCAAGAUCCAAGCCUUUGCCAGGAGAUAUCUGGCAGCCUGUUUGACAGAAUCCAGGAAGAGGAGCCUCGUCAUCAUCCAAACCUGGGCCCGAUGUUGUUUAGCCAGGGCUCUGGCCUAUUCAAGGAGGAAGAGUGCCACCAAAAUCCAGUCCUUGGCAAAAAGGUAUUCAGCUGUUGCUCUAGCAGAUUCAAGGAGGAGAAGAAUCAUCCAGAUUCAGUCAUGGAUUCGUGGAUUGUUGGCAGUGGAGGGUGCCAUGACUCGGCAACAAGCUGUAGCCACCAUUCAGCGGAAUCUAAAGUCAUGGAUUGUUCGAUUGAAGCUGAGGUUGCACAUAAAGAAGAUUCUUGUUACAGCCCGUGCUUUGGUCCUAUUUCAAAGCCUAGCAAGACGCCAGCUUGUGCUGAAGGAGAUUGCAGUAAAGCAAAGGUCGGCUAUUGCAAUACAGAGUGCAUGGAGGGGGUUUGAUGCUCGGUCAUUGGUCAUGGGUAUGAUUGCCAAUGAUGCCUGCAUUUUGAUUCAGAGUUGGAUCAGAGGAUACCUUGCUCAACGAAAUGGGGUUCUCAAGAAAACCAAGACAAUUGUACCAAUCCAAAAUAUGGUCAGGAGAUAUCUAGCAAUUUUACUUGCAGAAGCCAGGAAGGAGAGUGUUGUUGCCAUCCAGACCUGGGCCCGGAAAUGCUUGGCAGUGGCUCUGGCAGAUUCGAGGAGGAAGAGCGUCAUUCAGAUCCAAUCUCUGGCUCGAAAGUCCUUGGCAGUUGAAGCUGCCAUGAGUAGGCAACAAGCUGUGGCCAUCAUUCAGUGCAAUCUGAAGUCUAUGUUUGUCCGGUUAAAGCUAAAACUUGGCUUGGCCAGGGUUCGUGCUACAGCCCGCGCUUUUGUACUAUUCCAAAGCCUGGCAAGGCGCCAUCUUGUGCUGAAGGAGAUUGCAGUAAAGCAAAGGUCGGCUAUUGCAAUUCAGAGUGCAUGGAGAGGGUUUGAUGCUCGAUCAUUGGUCAUGGGUAUGAUUGCCAAUGAUGCCUGCAUUUUGAUUCAGAGUUGGAUCAGAGGAUACCUUGUUCAACGAAAUGGGGCUCUCAAGCACAGUAAGUUGGCUUCUCUUCGAAUCCAAAAGGCUGUUAGGUGUUUCUUUGCGAAGGGCCUGUUUUUGGCUAUGCGAGAAGCAGCUAUCAGGAUUCAAUGCCUGGCAAGAGUGUUGUCUGCUAAAGCUAAAGUCAAUACCAGGAGAGUGGCUAUAGCAACUAUUCACCGCAACAUGUGUGUCAUGGUUACCAAACUCCGGUUGGAACGAGGGUUGUCCAUGCUGAGGGCCCGGCGAGAAUCGGUCAAACUAAUCCAAAGCAAGUUUCGGCAGUAUUUGGUAUCCAACGAAGAUAUUCUGGCCAACAGGCUACAAGCGGUGGUAACUAUACAACGAGUCUGGAGAGGGUUUGUUGGAAGGGCCAUUUUCUCUCUGCUCCAAGACGAAGCUAAAGUGCUACAGUCUAUGGUUCGAAUGGGCAUGGCACGGAAACGCUUCCUGCGUCGCAGGCAUGCUGUGGGAGUCAUCCAAAAGUUUGUCCGGUCAAGACUAGCAAUACGGGAGCUGUGUCGAUUGGCAAUGCAUGAUCGGAUGCGACCACUCUUGGCCGACUUGUCGUCGCAUAUCUCUCGUAAAGAAUAUGAGAAGGCUUCCAAUGCUGCGGAGAAGGAAGUCAGGCUCUUGCUCGGCGGAGACCUUCCAACUCUGAACUCGGCGGGUAUUUGCCUGAGGCGAUUGGUAACACACGUGGCCCAGUUUCGAUUCUUGCUUGAAACGGAAAAAGAAGAACAAUCUGCAGCCUUCGAGACCUUUGAUCACGUUAAAGAUCAUUGUGCACUCUGCUCAUAA
Seminavis robusta is the source of this 3261-nucleotide messenger RNA. NCBI's taxonomy places the organism in Eukaryota, Bacillariophyta, Bacillariophyceae, Naviculales, Naviculaceae. The record is from the annotation of a GenBank genome assembly.